GUCGACGUGGCUGUUGCCAGGUGUGCUCAACGAAACCAGCAAAAAAGAUUUAACAAGAGACAUUGCGAGACACGGCGAGACAGAGAGACGGUAACAAGGCAACCCGAUACGAGGAGAAGAAACAAGAAGAGGAAGAUUUAAGAACGAUCGAGGAGUUAAAGUAGGGAAAAAUGGUUUCCGAAUUAAUAAACGCGAACCCCAUCGUGUACGAGAAGAAAGAGCGUCGAGCUCGAAGCGCGCCGAGUGAUUACUCGGAUGAAUACGCCGCGGAACCCAUCGAUCAACAAGAAGUUUUCGAUCAUGUAAGAGAUAUAAAGGACCCAGAGCACCCCUACUCAUUGGAGGAGCUCAAAGUAAUAACAGAAGAUGCAAUUGAAGUAGAUGACGUGCAAAGUUAUGUUAGAGUUACAUUUACUCCCACAGUUGAACACUGCAGCAUGGCAACAAUUAUUGGACUUUGCUUGCGAGUAAAACUUUUGAGGAGCUUGCCUUCUCGUUACAAGGUUGAUAUAAGGGUAGCCCCGGGGUCUCAUGCAUCUGAAGCAUCAGUUAACAAACAACUGAAUGACAAAGAACGGGUGGCAGCAGCACUGGAGAACCCAAAUCUCGUGGAUAUGGUUGAUGAAUGCCUGGCUCCAUCUUAUGGUUGAACAUGUUGUACAUCCAUACAAUGCAGUUGGAUUAAUAGUUUCUCCGAGCCUUUUGAAGAAUUAGCUCUGAUCCAAUACUAGCAUUCAAUUUCUUUCCUUUCUCAGCAUAUUUGGCCAUUCCUGUUGUGUAAUCUGAGUUAGAUAUAAUUUGAAUGCCGCCCCCUGAUUUAUUUCUAAGUCUUGUAUUGUAGGUAACUGCAAUGAUGCCUUGUGUUCUGGUA
Carya illinoinensis is the source of this 871-nucleotide messenger RNA. Its product is annotated as protein AE7. Gene Ontology annotation, biological process: iron-sulfur cluster assembly. The coding region runs from base 171 to 650 and encodes 159 amino acids. Lineage: Eukaryota; Viridiplantae; Streptophyta; Magnoliopsida; Fagales; Juglandaceae. The transcript is spliced from 6 exons. The record is from RefSeq and is a predicted model, not a curated record.